This is a messenger RNA of Neoarius graeffei (lesser salmon catfish), 4151 nucleotides long. It is a transcript of the gene cracdlb, whose product is annotated as cracd like b. The transcript is spliced from 11 exons. The record is from RefSeq and is a predicted model, not a curated record. The coding region runs from base 435 to 3002 and encodes 855 amino acids. NCBI's taxonomy places the organism in Eukaryota, Metazoa, Chordata, Actinopteri, Siluriformes, Ariidae.
UUUGCUUUUUCGCCGGCAAUAAAUGAAUACUUUAUAAUACAGUAAAUACUCACUUUUAAACCUGUUGGAGAUUUACUGAGGUACUUUGCUCUGUGGGCAGGGCCAUGUGACAUUGCCUUGGAGCAGGACAGAGAAUUUGACCAAUGAUUGUUUGAGACAGAUGAGGAGGCGUGGCUUGGUGUCGCGUGACAGGUAAUACACCCCGUUCUGAACACCUGCAGGUCAGAGAUGAUCGCACGCUACACUGCUGCAGAUGUCAGUGAUGUAAUGGCAACGGACAGUGGUUGUUAGUGUGUGUGUGUGUGUGUGUGUGUGCACACAGCCUUCUUCCUAGAGAGACAGAGACAAACAAGGGACAAAACGGAAACCAAAGAUUAGAGUGAAAGAAGGGAUCACUGAGACUUCACAUCACCCUGCUGGUUAGAGAUACAGAGAUGGAGUUAAUCCCCGGAGAAGUGAGUGGAAACACAGAAGAUGUCACAGGGAGGAAGAAGUCAAGGUUCAGGUUCCUCAAAGUUCGUCUUUUUGGGCGUCUGAAGAAAAAGGAGACUGAAGGACGAAUGAAGCAGAGCCAGUCUACUGGUGAUGUUACUGCACAGGAGGUUGGCAGAGGCACGGAUGACUCAGAGGAUGAUUCUCAAUAUCCAGAGGGGCCAUUAAGCUCCAGGGCAUUGUCUCAUGACAGCAUCUUCUUGGCUGAUCAGGUUCAGUCCUCACAGCCAACGCGGGUUCUCUCACAGGAGAAUGUUCACAGCAAGAUUAAAGCUCUGCAGUUGAAGCUACAGCAACAGAACAUGCGCCUGGCUCCUCCAUUGUUGAUUACUGGAAAGCGAAUGGAAGACUCUGGAGCAACUUCUGAGGAUGAUGGCUUACCUUGUAGUCCUCCUGAAAUGUCCUUCCAAGAGGUAGUCACACAAAGAGGAGCUUCUAAGUGUCCUGAGGCUAAAAAUCAUCUCAGCUGGUUAAGUUUAGCAGGAACAGGCAGUGAAGAGGAAGAGCAGGGUGGUUUCUCACAACCUUCAUCAAGACCCCUUUCUCCAGUCCCCCAACUAUCGCCAGCGGCAUCGCCAUCUCCUGGUGUGGAUUUCACAAACCCCACACAGUAUGUUUCCUUCUUAGACAAUUCAGCUGCUCGUCAUCGCAUGUCCGUCAAGCCCAGGAAUCAAAGACCUAGCACCAAAGGAAAAAAUAAACCCAAUCUGUACCAUCCCCGGUCCAGCAGCAUGAACAGCCUGGAUCAGCCACUUUCAGAGAAAGACGAGGCACAGCAAAGUGUCACAUCUACACAGAUCGUAGACCAUUACUCCUUCACCUUUGAAUAUUCAACCCAAGCUGAGGAAUCUGUAACACUUCCUUCCAGUGAACACUUACAGGAUGAACCAGUGACACCGUUGGAUAACAGCACAUGGAGUCCAUUAAACAGCAGUAGCGAAGCUACAGAGCCAUUCCAACAUGAGGACAGAACCAGCACCAUUUCAUCUGUUUCCUGUGAUGAGAUUACAGCCCUGCAUGCCUCAAACCACAUCAGAGAAUCUCUGGCAAAAGAAACUUCACAUGAUAACCAAUACACAAAUAAAAUCGAUGUUAAUGAAGAACAUCAGGCCAGUAAUCCUUUAAUACAUCUGUCCACUUCUCCAGUGGGCAUAGCAAGUGAUUAUAACAUUAUAAAAGAAAGAACUGGUGAUAGUUUGGCAGCAGGUAGCAUAGAUCAAAUGGAGUCAUUGAAAACCACCAUAGAUGUAGAUGUUUCUAAACCAGCAGAAACCAUCACUAGGCCCCAUCCUGUUCCUGCACCACGUACAAAAAAGCCAACCUUAUCAAAUGUAAAUAAUGGCCCUCCUAAAGUAUCAAGUGUGAAACCUACUGAAGCUGAAAAGGAGACCGUACCAUCUUCAGACCUGGCUGAAUCAUCCAGACAAGAUGAUAAACAACUAAGACCCAGCUCAUUUCGUUUUAACAUUGCAUCUGCGAAAUAUCGCUCCAAGACAAGUGAUGAGAAAGUCACUAAACAUGAUGAAGAAAGCUCUGGUUACACACAGAAGGGCCAAUCCUACAACCAGAACCUGGUAGUACAAAUGGAAAAAGUGGAAAACACAAAAUCCACUGAGGUUUGCAAAAAUACUCCGUCAGUUCCAGAUAAAAGAAGCAGUUUGCAGAGGGAAGUAAUAAGCCAAAAUGUCUCCAAGACUGGAGUAGGUGACAAUCCUGAGAAGUCUGAAGGAUACUCACAGAACACUGAACAUCUAAAAAGUGAGAACGCUGAGGAAUCCGAGGACAAACGAGGUCUUUUUGGGGUUAAGCUGCGAAGUACAUCUCUGUGUCUAAAGUAUCGAUCUGAGUUACCCAAAUCAGAGGCCGAAAUGAGUCUGGAAGGCCAUCAGUUUCUAGCAGUAAAGGAACCAGUUUCCAGUGACGUGGAAGCAGUCAGUAAUGACAGAAAAGCAAAUGCUCUAACAAAUCCUGCCCCACCGAGCUUGGAUUCACAACAAGAUCCAACUUUAGAAAAAGGCAGUGAAACUGACAGCAGACCUGAACUAGCACGGAGGAGUCUUGCCCGAGAAAAGACUAGAGUCCACCAGUCCUUCACUAAACCACCUAUUCAGCCAGCUCCACCACCAAAUUCAACAGCUUUAACUACACCUCAAUCCUCCUCCACUCAACAACUUUCAAAACCAUCCCUACAGCCUAAACCAUCCUUGCCACCCACCAGCAAACCCCAACCAGUCAACCAAUCAUCACAUCAAAUUCCACCCAAAACAGCUCCAAGGGAAGUGGAAAGACGGAGCAAUCAGAGAGAGGAAAAGGGUUCUGUGAGCCAGUCAACAGAAAGAGAUGAACUAAUGGAGUUUAAGGGGCAACCAAAACCUGGAGUCAAAAGUAACAUCCAAACAGAGCCUGAUGAGCAGCUUCUAUCAGACAGAGCUCAGCCGACUUGGAUGGAACUUGCCAAGAGAAAAUCUCUGGCCUGGAGCGACAAGAACUUAGAGUCUGUGAAUUUUUAAUUAUGUAAAUAGGAUCAAAAUGGACAUGGAUAAUUAACAGAAUAUAUAUAUAUAUAUAUAUAUACACACACACUUUUGUUUUUUUUGUAAAUACAGACUGGAUAAAUAUGCUAGAUAUGCAGAAUUGCCAUGCCUUGUCAAAUCUAUUGAAAACAGAAUCACAUUUUUUUUCAAUACAAAAUUUUAAUAGUCUGGAACAUUAAUCAAACUGGUUUACUCUAUAAUGGAAAACUUUAAGUUCACGUUAAUACAUUAAUAUAUCAUGUUUUAUUUGUAUGCUUUUUCAUAAACAUUCAGUGUUUAUGAAUGUUAUUCAUAAAUGUUCAAUGACCACUUUCGGAAGGUCUCGGUCUCAUCUCAAAAUCGAUCGCAUUUUUACUCGGUCUCAGAUAUAAAGGACUCGGGAUUUUAUUUUAAGACUAGUCAAGACCACAGCUGUGGGGAUUUCACUAAAUUGUCUGUGCAUUUUCUGAUUUAUUUGUUAACAUCUUUAUUGUGAUUGGAUGUAAAAAUUUCCUGUUUCAGCUGCAACCAAUAACAUGACUCAUUGCUAAUUUGAAAAUUUUCCUCCUGUUAACUGCUGUCACCCCUCCCCCAUCCCCCUUCACACACACUGGUCUGGUCCUGGUCUUGACUCGGUUUCGCCCUGCCUUGGUCUUGAUUUGGUCUCAACCCCUCAAAUUCUUGGUCUUGAUACACUUUGGUCUUGGUCAUGACUGGGUCUUGGUUUAGGUGGUCUUGACUACAACACUAACUGACAGUGACAACAGUGUGGGAAAGAAUUCCAGCUAAAGGGAAUUUUAAUUUCCCAAGAUUUAGUUGGCCCUAGUAGUGACAGAAAUUCACUGAGCUGCAACAUGUUGCAAUUCUGGUGCUAAAGUGGAUAAAAGUGCCAACAAGGCAAUUUUGCAUGAGUGUAACAGAACUUCAGGACAUGCAAAUGCACCGAUUAGUGAGCUAAGCUACAUCUACACCUCUGAGUCACGUUUACAAGUUGAUACAUGUUGAUAUUAGGCUGCACAAUCUGUAUUUUAGUACAGGCCACCUGUCUUCCUGAUUAGGGUUUCUGAAAUUAUAAUUAUAUUGGUUGAUCAGUUUUACCAUCCUGCAACAUUGAUCUUUGUUUAGAAUAAAAGCAUGUGAGAUCAA